This is a messenger RNA of Macrobrachium nipponense, 2370 nucleotides long. RefSeq lists its product as uncharacterized. The coding region runs from base 104 to 1348 and encodes 414 amino acids. The transcript is spliced from 2 exons. Lineage: Eukaryota; Metazoa; Arthropoda; Malacostraca; Decapoda; Palaemonidae. The record is from RefSeq and is a predicted model, not a curated record.
GUUGUGGCCGAGUAAAACGCCAACAGCUGGUGGCUGCACUGGGUGCGGAACCAGAAGUCCACCAUAGGAACCUCAGUGAGAGCGUUGCCGUUCCAGUGCGAGGAUGGUGCCAAUGGAGUGUGCGCGCUUGGCCCUGUGCCUGCUCUGUGUUGUGUCUCACCAGGCACUUGGCGGGAAAAUUUCGUUCCCAGGGGCGGAAGUUACACAUACUCCAGCACACACUGACAUAGCAGAGCCUACCCAUGAAAUUAGUGAAUCGUCAGACAGGGGGACCUACACCUUUCCAGAUGGCAAAAAACAGGAUGUACUUCAAGUCUCUGAAACCGGUGCCUUGACACCAGAGUCUCGUGGUUUUUGGGAUACUGAUUUCUUGCAGAAAUUAACUGGACUGUUUAGCGGAGGUGAGGAACGAACCAAACCACCAGCUCGUCAAGGCUUAAGACCAGAACCUCUUCCCCCUCAGCUUUUCAACAAAAAUCGACGUCAAGGAAUUCAUAUUAAUCGACAAGUUCCAAGUCGCAAGCCUGCUAUUACUAAACCACAGAAUAUUCCAUAUUUUCAGUCUCCUUUCCAAAGGCCUACACACGAUCAAUCUAUACCAAAAGAUGCAGUGGCUUCACCCACAAAUAACAAUCUAAUCCAUUUGCCCCCUCCACCUCCUCCCCCUCCAUCCACAGCUGUUACUGUCCCCCGGGUUCAGCCAGUUACCAAUUUCCCUUAUAAAUAUGUUACACCAAGUGGAGCAUCACUUCAGUCUCCAAGCAACUAUUUGCAGCCUCCUUCUAUUGCAGCACCGCCCAGAAUAGACAUUCCACCUAAGAAUUUCAAUAUCAAGCCAACCCCUGGCAAACUAAUUAAGACUAAGAAGCCAUUGACCUUUGGACAGCCAGAUUUGCUCGGUGCUUUCAGUAAUAAUCCCAGGCCUCAAGUUAGUCUACCUGCAAAACCAGUCCACCAGCAAGUACAGCGUCUCCAGAACCGUCUGCCAUUACACAAAUCAUCUUCUAAACCUAAACCGACAGAUAUUAUUCAGCUACCUCAUCCAAGACCAGCACCCAAACCUCAAAAGCAGCACCCUAGACCACCCCCACAGCCGCAACGAAUUGACGUGCAUGCUGCAAAACCCACAGCUAUACAGAAGAAACCAACGCACCUUAACUUCAACCCUAGCCCGCAAGAGGGCAGCAUGUUAGCUGACGCUUUUCAGCCAGUAUUCGUCGCCUCUCCCAACAUGGAUGACUUGGGUAAUGACAUUAUGAAACCAAUGCACAUUGCUUCCGCUCGUUCAUUACCCACGACCACCACAAAACCACCGCCAGUCAUGCGGGAUUUCUUCGAAGAUUUCUAGAUUUGAAGUCUUCUGACAGUUUUCCUCAAGAGCAAUAGAACUGCGUAUAUACUUAUAAAUGCAUGUGUCGACUUUGUAAAAGCAGAGUUUGAAUAUUUCAUAAAUUUUAUUUUGUAUAUUCUGCUAGAAAGAGAGAAAGAAAAUACUUGUAGAAUGGUUCUACCUAUGAUGGGUGCUGGAUUACUUCAUUAAGGAUCUCUUCUGGACGGAUUUGGUCAUUGGCUGGACAAACAUUUGAAAGUGAAUAUGUCAAAUCUGACUUUGGAAUCGAAAACGUAGAGAUAUGUCUAUGAUGUUUUACUUCAUUUUUGCAUUAGGACAACUGAACUAACCAGUAGCGUCACUCUUGGCUCAUCUGGAAUGAGGCCUUGUAAUUCAUUUUAAAAAUGCAUCUACUAAUUGAUGAGAGGUGGCUGAUAUGCACGGAGGUAGGAGAUUCCGAAGAGAAGAGAAAAGGCAGUCUGUGCAAGUAACGAACACCAAAUCAACCGCAGAUGAUGUAUGAUACGGUGCAAGUUGGGUUAAAGAAAACCUGACCUCAGUUCUGUAUGUGUGUGUGUUUGUGUGUGUGUGUGAGUGAAAGAAAGCGAGAAACUCCUUAAGUGUUGAGGUCCUUAGGACGGGUAAGUAUAACUAGUCUUAAUAACGAUGGACUUUGUACAUAUUUUUUAUCAUUGUUAAUCUCACAAAGCACUAUUAAUCAUGAUUUGAUAUCUUUUAGGUAAAUAGUCAAUACAGUACUUAACGUACUCAUCUUCAUAAUAUACUGAGGGAAAUAUUACAGAGAUCAGUUCACCUUAAAAAGAGUAUAAUGUUGUGUUGUGCAUUAUGGAAAACUAUAGAAAUGUAUUUCGUAUUUAAUUGGCAACAAAAACUAGAAGUGAAUAUUGUUCUGUUCACAAUAUGAUGUUUCUUAUGUUAAGUUGUACCUGUCUGUUAUCUAUAUCACUCAUGUAUCGUAUUCAUGCAAAGCUGCUGGCCAGCGUCAUUACUUCUAUUUAUUAAACACGUUUCCCAUUCGC